AAAACAAAAACGAAAUUAAAACGACCUAUGCGGCUAUGCCCUGUUUCUGCCCUAAAACUUUUCUUCUUCCUCCCGUUUGCGACUGAGAAUUCUUCUUUGUCGUUGAUACCGGCAACCGGCGAUUCACAAGAAGAUUGUAGAGGUUCAGUUGGACGGCAGUUGCAGAGGCUGCGAGGGCGAGAUCUCCCUUGCCCUAUCUUUUUUGGUUCUCUACUUCGUCGACGAGGCGAGGCAUCAGAUGUAAAACAUAGAAAUUAUUUGAAGAUGAUGUAACCAGAACCCUAAUUACUUGCACAGUUCAGAUGAGUGACAGAGAGGCACAAAGUUCGAAUCAGUUGAACGAGUUUGGCGCCAUUUUUCCUCGUAUAGAGAGGAGCAGAAACCCACUCAUCUCUUUGUAGGGAGUUGCACUGGAGUAACGCUAUAUAUGGGUGACUCCUUCACAAUUCAGAUAAGCUCCAACUUAAUCAAUCGACUUGCUGCUGAUGGAGACAAGGUGAAAAAGAAAACCAAAAAACCUAAGCAUAAAAUACCACAUGGCAAUGACCAGUCACAGAGCAAAGCACACCAGAAGCAGACUGCUGGUGUUUCUGGGACACCAAGGGGUUCAGGUGUUGCUGGAUGGCCUCUCCAGCCCCCUGUUUUCUUGCCUGUAGGCCCUCCACCUACAGUUGCAAAUGCAGAGUUGGCUGCUAUCCAAUCAACCCUUCAAGAGAGCGAGAGGGUUGUGGAAAGGUUGCAGAAGCAGGAGGAAAACAUGGUACAAGAAGUAACACAAAGAGCCAAAGAACUCCAUGAUAAAGAGUUCAAGCUUCCCUACCAGAAGCCUCUGCCUUGUUUAGCUGAGAAAGAUGCUUGCUUGGAAUGUUACAAGGAAAAUGUGAAGGAUCCUCUUAAAUGUGCCCAAGUUGUGAAAUCAUUUGUAGACUGUGCUCGCAAAGAGAGGCAGCAGGUGAGCUCAGUACCUGAUUGAUUAGUAGACCUUGGGAAUUUUAAUUUUACUGGGAGCUAUAUGCAUUUGCUUCGCUGAGCGUGAUCCAAUACCAGUUUGAUGAAGACUUGAGAGUUGUCUCUUGCUAAUAAUGUUUCUUCACAUUCUUGUGCUUAAUCAUGCAUCUUCAUGCUGUCAUUUGAAAAGGACAUGUAAACUCUGGUUUAUCAUGAGAGCUUUAUUCA
Macadamia integrifolia is the source of this 1176-nucleotide messenger RNA. RefSeq lists its product as uncharacterized. The record is from RefSeq and is a predicted model, not a curated record. The coding region runs from base 428 to 973 and encodes 181 amino acids. NCBI's taxonomy places the organism in Eukaryota, Viridiplantae, Streptophyta, Magnoliopsida, Proteales, Proteaceae. The transcript is spliced from 3 exons.